AUGGGACCUCCACGAUCUAGACAUGUAUAUGUCGCUAAAGGGGAGUCCAGGACGCGGAAUUUGCUAGAUGGAGGUAACGAUCCGAUGUUCAACCGGAACAGGAAGGACAUAUUCUUCGCCAUCCGGGAUGAGUUGCCAACUCCACCUCCUACUACCACCCCCUCCGAUCGACGCAACUACAAUCUGUGGUGUGAUUACCACAAAGAACACGGCCACACUUUGGCCCAAUGUCGCGAACUCAAGCGUAACCUACAUCAGCUAGCCGACGAGGGGGAGCUAUCAAGGUUCAUCAAUCGAAAAGACUAUGGCACGAGAGGCGACGCGAAAAGAAGGCCUUGGAACCAGAAAAGAAACGAGGCUAGGCGCGAAAGUUCCAACACACAAGGAACCAUCAAUAUGAUUUUCAGCGGCUACACCGAGGAAUAUCCUACAAUCCGCGCCGCGAAAGACAGCGUCCACACUCUGUUCAAAGGACCCCCAAAAACCACCUCAAGUGGGCCGAUCAUGAGAUUUGAUGCCACUACUUCCCAACCGUUGCAACAACCACACACUGAUCCUUUAGUGGUUACCAUCAAGAUUGGGCAAAUGAUGGUGAGGCGAGUAUUGGUGGAUACCGGGAGCACGGCUGACCUCAUAACAAUGGAGUGCCUGAGAAAAAUGAAGUUCGAGGAAAAGCACUUACAACCCCUAGAAAAACCGCUGAUUGGGUUUGGGGGAAGUCAAGUCAUCCCACUGGGCACGAUAAUCCUUCCCGUGCGGAUGGGGGAAAGAAACGGAAGUAGAACCAUGCCCAUACGUUUCACGGUGGUGGAUCUAACAUUUCCCUACAACGCUAUCAUGGGGCUUCCGCUCAUCAACAAAAUCAAAGCCGCGAUCUUCCCUCAUCAACUCCUCCUACAAUUCGAGCAGGACGACAGACAAGUGGGCAUCCUCAAGGGAGACCAGGUAAUGGCCCGCCAAUGCCUCAUCAACACCAUGAAAGGAGGAACUUCCGUCAUCCCUUCUAAAAGAGGAAGGGGAGAAAAGUCUCCUUCCGUCAUGAGUAUAGAUGGACAAUAG
Messenger RNA from Amaranthus tricolor (Joseph's coat), 1059 nucleotides. RefSeq lists its product as uncharacterized. The record is from RefSeq and is a predicted model, not a curated record. Lineage: Eukaryota; Viridiplantae; Streptophyta; Magnoliopsida; Caryophyllales; Amaranthaceae. Bases 1 to 1059 code for a protein of 352 amino acids. The transcript has a single exon.